This is a messenger RNA of Erinaceus europaeus (western European hedgehog), 8388 nucleotides long. It is a transcript of the gene COL5A1, whose product is annotated as collagen type V alpha 1 chain. The record is from RefSeq and is a predicted model, not a curated record. Gene Ontology annotation, molecular function: extracellular matrix structural constituent. Lineage: Eukaryota; Metazoa; Chordata; Mammalia; Eulipotyphla; Erinaceidae. The transcript has 66 exons. The coding region runs from base 433 to 5928 and encodes 1831 amino acids.
GAGCCACAGCCUCCUGGAGCCUGCGGGAGGGAGCGAGGGAGGAGGCGGGAGGCGCGGGGAAAAGUGCAAGGCGCCCGGGGCGAGCCUGCAGUUCUCAUCCCCGCGGCGGCGCAGCACCUCGCUCACUGCACCCAGAGCGGGUCGCGGGGUGGCGGCGGUCAGGAGGGGACGACAGGGUGUCGGGGGAGGCGGAGGCGGAGCGCGCACGAGCCGAGCGGGGUCCCCGCCGCCCCGCGGGCCAAGGUCGAGCCCUCCCGCCCGUGGGCAAGCGAGCCGCCCACUUCUAGAAGCGUCCACGCCACAAAGAGCCCCGGGCCGGCGCCUGCUCCCCAUGACUUCUUAAAAGGGGGUCGUCCCUCCGAGUCCGCUGCCCGGGCCGCGCCCCGCGCCCUCCUGAGCGUCCCCACGCGCCCCGACCCGCGCCCCGCCGGCAUGGACGUCCACACCCGCUGGAAAGCGCGCAUUUCCCUCCACCCGCUCCUGUCCCCGCAGUCGCUGCUGCUGCUGCUGCUGCUGCGGGCGCCGCCUCAGAGCCACGCAGCCCAGACAGCAGACGUCCUGAAGGUCCUCGAUUUUCAGAGCCAGCCUGAUGGUGUAGUGAAGACAACCGGCUUCUGCGCUACACGGCGGUCUUCCAAAGGCCCAGAUGUGGCUUACAGGGUCACGACAGAGGCCCAGCUCAGUGCACCCACCAAGCAGCUGUACCCCACAUCUGAGUUUCCUGAGGACUUCUCCAUCCUUACCACUGUGAAAGCCAAGAAGGGCAGCCAGGCCUUCCUGGUGUCCAUCUACAACGAGCAGGGCAUCCAGCAGCUGGGCCUGGAGAUGGGCCGCUCUCCCGUUUUCCUCUAUGAGGACCACACGGGGAAGCCAGGCCCAGAAGACUACCCACUGUUCCGGGGCAUCAACCUGUCGGAUGGCAAGUGGCACAGAAUUGCCUUCAGUGUCCACAAAAAGAAUAUCACCUUGAUCCUGGACUGUAAGAAGAAAAUCACCAAGGUGCUCAACCGCAGUGACCACCCCCUGAUCGAUCUCAAUGGCAUCAUUGUCUUUGGUGCCCGGAUUCUUGAUGAGGAACUGUUUGAGGGUGACAUCCAGCAGCUGCUCUUCAUCUCAGACCACCGGGCAGCCUAUGAUUACUGCGAGCACUACAGCCCUGACUGUGACAUCCCUGUCCCCGAUACCCCCCAGUCGCAGGACCCCAACCCCGAUGAAUAUUACCCAGAAGUAGGAGAGGGUGAAGGGGACACUUAUUACUACGAGUACCCCUAUUAUGAAGACACGGAUGAUGGCAACAAGGACCCCCCUCCAACCAAGGAGCCUGUGGAAGUUGCCAGAGAGACCACAGAGAUCACUGAGGACCUGCCCCUGCCUCCCACGGUGCCCCCCACGGCGGUGCCCGAUACCGGUGAGGGGGCUGGCAAGGAGGAAGACCCCGGCAUUGGUGAUUAUGACUACAUGCCCACCGAUGACUACUACACGCCACCUCCAGAUGAGGACCUUGGCUAUGGCGGGGACCCCGACCAGCUCCCCGACCUGGGGCUCCCCACCAGCACCGUGCUUAGCUCCAACUCCUCCAACCCGGCUCCAGGAGAAGGGAAUGAGGAUCCAGAUGGGGACUUCACUGAGGAAACCAUCCGGAACCUGGAUGAGAACUACUAUGACCCCUACUACGACCCGACCGUUUCCCCAUCUGAGAUCGGGCCAGGCAUGCCCGCAAACCAGGACACCAUCUAUGAAGGGAUUGGAGGCCCCCGGGGCGAGAAGGGUCAGAAAGGAGAGCCUGCCAUCAUUGAACCAGGCAUGCUCAUGGAAGGGCCACCUGGCCCAGAAGGCCCCGCUGGUCUCCCAGGACCUCCGGGAACAGUGGGUCCCACUGGCCAAGUGGGUGACCCUGGAGAACGGGGUCCCCCUGGACGCCCAGGCCUUCCAGGGGCAGAUGGGCUACCCGGCCCCCCUGGAACUAUGCUCAUGCUGCCUUUCCGGUUUGGAGGGGGUGGUGACUCAGGCUCCAAAGGCCCCAUGGUGUCAGCACAGGAGUCCCAGGCUCAGGCCAUUCUCCAGCAGGCCCGGUUGGCGUUGAGGGGUCCGGCCGGCCCGAUGGGUCUCACAGGGAGACCCGGCCCCAUGGGCCCCCCUGGAAGUGGAGGUUUGAAGGGCGAGCCUGGAGACAUGGGGCCUCAGGGUCCUCGUGGAGUACAGGGCCCACCUGGCCCCACAGGGAAGCCUGGGAGAAGGGGCCGGGCUGGGAGCGAUGGGGCACGAGGAAUGCCUGGCCAGACCGGCCCAAAGGGUGACCGUGGCUUUGAUGGACUGGCUGGCUUGCCGGGAGAGAAGGGCCACCGGGGUGACCCUGGCCCCUCUGGCCCGCCAGGCCCUCCAGGAGACGAUGGAGACAGGGGUGAUGAUGGAGAAGUCGGACCCAGAGGGCUUCCUGGGGAGCCGGGACCACGUGGUCUUCUGGGACCCAAGGGGCCCCCCGGCCCUCCUGGACCUCCUGGUGUGACGGGGAUGGAUGGCCAGACAGGUCCGAAAGGCAACGUGGGACCCCAAGGAGAGCCCGGUCCCCCUGGACAGCAGGGUAAUCCAGGUGCUCAGGGUCUCCCAGGUCCCCAGGGUGCCAUUGGCCCUCCAGGAGAAAAGGGUCCCUUGGGAAAACCCGGCCUCCCAGGAAUGCCCGGUGCUGACGGACCCCCGGGGCACCCUGGCAAAGAAGGCCCCCCUGGAGAGAAAGGAGGCCAGGGUCCACCUGGCCCCCAGGGCCCACUGGGCUACCCUGGUCCCCGAGGAGUCAAGGGAGCAGAUGGCAUCCGAGGCCUGAAAGGCACCAAAGGCGAGAAGGGUGAAGAUGGUUUCCCUGGAUUUAAAGGAGAUAUGGGUAUCAAAGGAGACCGGGGGGAGAUUGGCCCACCUGGACCCAGAGGAGAAGAUGGUCCUGAGGGCCCAAAGGGUCGUGGAGGUCCGAAUGGUGACCCUGGUCCUCUCGGGCCCCCUGGAGAGAAGGGCAAACUUGGCGUGCCAGGACUUCCGGGCUACCCUGGACGACAAGGGCCAAAGGGUUCUAUUGGAUUUCCUGGAUUCCCCGGUGCCAACGGAGAGAAAGGUGGCAGGGGCACGCCUGGGAAGGUGGGACCACGCGGGCAGCGAGGCCCAACGGGGCCGAGAGGAGAGCGAGGCCCCCGGGGCAUCACUGGGAAGCCUGGCCCUAAGGGCAACUCUGGAGGUGAUGGCCCGGCUGGCCCCCCUGGGGAGCGGGGACCCAACGGACCCCAAGGACCCACAGGCUUUCCCGGCCCAAAGGGCCCUCCAGGUCCUCCAGGCAAAGAUGGGCUCCCAGGACACCCUGGGCAAAGAGGCGAGACGGGUUUCCAAGGCAAGACUGGUCCCCCAGGACCCCCCGGUGUGGUUGGCCCUCAGGGUCCCAAUGGAGAAACUGGUUCAAUGGGUGAGCGUGGUCACCCAGGCCCCCCAGGGCCCCCUGGUGAACAAGGCCUCCCAGGCCUGGCUGGAAAAGAAGGGACAAAGGGUGACCCAGGCCCUGCCGGUCUUCCUGGAAAGGAUGGUCCCCCGGGGUUACGUGGCUUCCCUGGAGAUCGAGGGCUUCCCGGACCAGUGGGAGCACUUGGACUGAAGGGUAAUGAAGGACCUCCCGGACCCCCAGGCCCCGCAGGGUCUCCAGGGGAGAGAGGCCCUGCAGGUGCUGCUGGGCCCAUUGGCAUUCCCGGGAGACCCGGGCCCCAGGGACCUCCAGGACCAGCUGGAGAGAAAGGUGCACCGGGUGAGAAAGGUCCGCAAGGCCCUGCCGGCAGAGACGGUCUGCAGGGUCCUGUGGGGCUCCCUGGUCCAGCUGGCCCGGUGGGCCCCCCAGGAGAAGAUGGAGACAAGGGAGAGAUCGGGGAGCCAGGACAGAAGGGGAGCAAAGGGGACAAAGGCGAGCAGGGUCCACCUGGCCCUACAGGCCCUCAAGGCCCCAUCGGGCAGCCAGGCCCUUCUGGAGCUGAUGGCGAGCCGGGCCCCCGUGGCCAACAGGGCCUCUUUGGGCAGAAAGGUGACGAAGGACCCCGAGGCUUUCCUGGGCCACCUGGGCCAGUGGGGCUGCAGGGCCUGCCAGGACCUCCGGGUGAGAAGGGUGAGACUGGGGACGUGGGCCAGAUGGGCCCUCCCGGUCCCCCUGGCCCUCGAGGACCCUCUGGAUCUCCAGGCGCUGAUGGGCCCCAAGGCCCUCCAGGUGGAAUAGGCAAUCCUGGUGCUGUGGGAGAGAAGGGUGAACCUGGUGAAGCUGGAGAACCUGGCCUUCCAGGAGAGGGGGGGCCCCCGGGACCCAAAGGAGAAAGGGGGGAGAAGGGCGAGUCUGGUCCUUCUGGUGCUGCUGGACCCCCUGGGCCCAAGGGCCCUCCCGGAGAUGAUGGUCCCAAAGGCAGCCCUGGCCCAGUUGGCUUCCCUGGAGAUCCUGGUCCCCCUGGAGAACCUGGUCCUGCAGGUCAAGAUGGCCCCCCUGGUGACAAAGGAGAUGAUGGUGAGCCUGGGCAAACGGGAUCCCCAGGCCCUACUGGAGAGCCAGGUCCCUCUGGGCCUCCAGGAAAAAGGGGUCCCCCUGGUCCUGUGGGCCCCGAAGGCAGACAGGGAGAGAAAGGAGCCAAGGGAGAAGCUGGCUUGGAAGGCCCUCCUGGGAAGACUGGUCCCAUUGGCCCCCAAGGGGCUCCUGGGAAGCCAGGCCCUGAUGGUCUUCGUGGGAUCCCUGGCCCUGUGGGUGAACAAGGCCUCCCAGGAUCUCCAGGCCCUGAUGGGCCCCCCGGACCUAUGGGCCCACCAGGACUUCCUGGCCUCAAAGGAGAUUCUGGCCCAAAAGGAGAAAAGGGUCAUCCAGGCUUGAUCGGACUCAUCGGACCUCCAGGAGAACAGGGUGAAAAGGGUGACCGUGGGCUCCCCGGUCCCCAAGGCUCCUCAGGCCCUAAGGGAGAACAGGGCAUCACCGGUCCUUCUGGUCCACUUGGCCCCCCAGGGCCCCCUGGCUUGCCGGGUCCUCCUGGUCCAAAAGGUUCCAAGGGCUCCUCGGGUCCAACUGGCCCCAAGGGUGAGGCAGGCCACCCAGGACCCCCUGGACCACCGGGUCCCCCAGGCGAGGUCAUUCAGCCCCUGCCAAUCCAGGCCUCCAGGACCCGGCGCAACAUUGAUGCCAGCCAGCUGCUGGACGAGGCAGAGGGGGAGAACUACAUGGACUAUGCUGAUGGCAUGGAGGAGAUCUUUGGCUCUCUCAAUUCACUGAAGCUGGAGAUUGAGCAGAUGAAACGACCCCUGGGCACACAGCAAAACCCGGCCCGCACCUGCAAAGAUCUUCAGCUCUGCCACCCUGACUUCCCCGACGGUGAAUACUGGGUGGAUCCUAACCAAGGCUGCUCCAGGGACUCCUUCAAGGUAUACUGCAACUUCACGGGCGGAGGGUCCACCUGUGUCUUCCCAGACAAGAAGUCCGAGGGGAGUAAGAUGGCCCGCUGGCCCAAAGAACAGCCCUCCACCUGGUAUAGUCAGUACAAGCGUGGGUCCCUGCUGUCCUACAUAGACGCUGAAGGCAACCCCGUGGGCGUGGUGCAGAUGACCUUCCUGCGGCUGCUCAGCGCCUCAGCCCAGCAGAACAUCACCUACAACUGCUACCAGUCAGUGGCCUGGCAGGACGCCACCACGGGCAGCUAUGACAAGGCCAUCCGCUUCCUGGGCUCCAAUGACGAGGAGAUGUCAUACGACAACAGCCCCUACAUCCGGGCGCUGGUGGAUGGCUGUGCUACGAGAAAAGGCUACCAGAAGACGGUUCUGGAGAUCGACACCCCCAAGGUGGAACAGGUGCCCAUCGUGGACAUUAUGUUCAACGACUUCGGCGAAGCUGCCCAGAAAUUCGGAUUUGAAGUGGGGCCGGCCUGUUUCCUGGGCUAGGAACCAUGAGCCCAGCCCCUGAGACCAACCUCGUGACCUCAGUGCGCCGUCUGUGGGGGUCCUGGACAGUGAAGGCCCCUUCUUGUCCUUGCCCCGACCUCAUCUGCAUCCCGGCCCCGAGCCGUGCCAGACCCCAAAUUCAGAGAGAGAGAGCCAAGGGAAAGAGCCGUGCCCUCCACCACACACAAACACCCGGAGCUGAAUCACAUGACCUAGACCCCCCUCCCUGGUCCACCAUCGGCUGCUCGGGGCCGUCACACCACUCGGGACCACCGGCCCCCAUUUCUCGAUGCCCACCCAGCUGCCUGUUGGUGCUCAUGGGGGAGUCCAAGGGUGGGAAUAGACGACAGUAUUCAGAGAUCACUUGUGCUAACUCAACUUGAAGAUGUGUAUCCCCCUACACACCCAAUAUUCAAAAAGUAUCCGGAGGCAAACCCAGGAAGGCCAGCCUGGCCCUGCCCCAGCCUCUGUUUUCAAAGACACAACCCACUUGCGUGCCAAACGUCACUCUGUAUGUGCCUCUCCGAGGGAUUCAAGGUGCUUUCGUUUUAUUUUUGUGCGUUUUAUUCGUAUUGUGUUGUCCUAUCUGUUCCACGUGCCCCCGUCCCACCACUACCGACUGUUAAGUCAACCCAGCCUCAUCCAGCUGGGAGAAUGGGAAAACCGAUGGAUGAAAAGUGGGGAACCCCCCAGUACCCCCUGUCUGGUCUGGACCCUGCAGUGACAGGUGACCCUGGGCCCUGGGCAGCAGUGAAUUUUACACACGAGGACAGCCAUCUUUUCCAGAUUACUGCUUUGACGUGAUCUGGAUAACAUUUGAAAUUUUAAAUGGGGAGGGAACCCCCACCAAAAAUGAAUUUUCCUUCCAACUCUGCCUUUAGAUUAAAACAUAGUCUUAAAUUCACCCCAGUGGUUUCCUUCUUGCCUGCUUUUCUUCCUGUGCUGCCUGGUGGGAAGAGGCCCCAGCCUGGGAGGCUAUCUGGUCCACAGAGGAUGCUGAUUCAAUAGUAACUGGUGCUUACUUGUACACUUUUCUUUUGUGGUGCUAUCUGUUUUGAGAUCUCCUUGAAGGCAGCCCUGGGGGGAGCCUGGAUGUGCACCUCAUCCUCACACCUUUCCCAAGCCCAGUAUUUGUUUUUUCCAGGCUGUGGGGAUCCUUGUGGACUCAGCCACCUGAUGGCGGCAAGGCCCCUCUGGGCCUGCUGGUAGCAUCUGUGCUGCUGGGCGUGGUGUGAUUUCACAAUACACACACACACACACACACACACACACACACACACACACACACACUACACCUGUGGUGCUUUCUGCCUUGUACCUGGUGUGACAACAGCAGACUAUGUUCGGUUGCCAGAUGUUUGUGGUGCUAAUUUUCUGUUUGUUCCAAGAAUUAAGUCAGAGCAGGGUCCCAGGCGCUGGCUCUGCAGUCUGAGGUGUGUGCAAUGGACUCUGUGCGUCUCCUGGACUGCGGGGUUCUCCCUACCAAAGAGGUUGGGGUUUCCAGCUGCAGAUAGCUUGGGCAGGUCUCCACAUUCAGGGCUGGCAGGUUUUCUCUGAGUAACAUCUCUUCCCAAACAAGGGUGAGAAGGCUCCCUCUGAGGGGGCAGGAGGACCGCAGGUGCUGACCAAGCAUGACAAUCAGUCCCUUUACUGUGAAAAGUUUCCCCCAGAAACAUCCUCCCCUCCUACUGCACCACCAGGCCCCGCACUGCCCCUGGCGGGGAUGGCUGACCAACUUUCGUACUGUCCUCCCUAUAACUGUCCUAGCGGAACUUGGUCCCAGGAGGAGCCAUACACCACCCACAAGGAUUUCCAGAAUCCCCGCAGUGAUCAUGCCUUGCUCUGGUCAGAGGAAAGCCUGGCUCGGAGAUCUUUAGAGCCCAGGAUGUCAGCACUCACCUUGCAAGGACUCUCUGCUGCCUCUCUUCUGCAGAAAAGCCGUCGCCAAGGAUUGUGAGCAGUGCCCCCAUGAGUUUGGUCUAGGUCAUGUGAUUCUGUUUUGGUUUCUCCUCCUUCCUGAGUUCUCCAUUCAUUUUGUCAUCUUCUUCCUCUGUGGGUCUCUCCAAAGAUGUCGUGAUUUGUACUGAAAGUCAAUAUGUGCCCCCUUCUCCCCAGACCACUGAGCUGCGGUAUAUUGCAAUAAAAAUUACUUCUUAUAUUUGCAGAAAUUCUUCUGGUGUAAUUUUGUUUUGUUUUCCUCCUAAGAGAGACAAAUGGACAAAUGUAGACAGAAAGGGGGGGAGCAAUAUUCAGGAAAACCAGUGGUGAAGAUUUCAGGGCUCUAGGCUCUUUAAUAGAAUGAUAAAGGGCAUCUUGUACAUUUCUUACAAACCCCAUACACAUGUUCAUGAGUUUUAACUGUCACACCCAGGAAGGGGUAUUUUAAAGCAGUUGACCUGUGUAACAGAUUGACAAUUGUUAAAUUUUUCAAUAAACCACAUUGGCUGUUACCACCAUCAA